Molecule: messenger RNA, 738 nt
Organism: Eurypyga helias (sunbittern)
Lineage: Eukaryota; Metazoa; Chordata; Aves; Eurypygiformes; Eurypygidae
Gene: MAPT
Product: microtubule-associated protein tau
Exons: 6
Biological process (GO): neuron projection development; microtubule cytoskeleton organization
Cellular component (GO): neuron projection
Molecular function (GO): microtubule binding
Source: RefSeq, a predicted model, not a curated record
GGCCCGGAGAUGAGAGGUGGCACGAAGACGGCCACGCCGCGGUCUGCAGCUGGGCAGGCUCAGAGGAACUCGACCAAUGCCACGCGCAUCCCGGCAAAGACACCCACGGCCCCCAAAACACCUCCCAGCUCCGGCAGAAAGGAGCAGAAAAAACCACCUCCGGCAGCUGCAAAGUCUGAGAAAGGUGAGCAGCCAAAGUCUGGAGACAGAAGCGGUUACAGCAGUCCCGGCUCCCCCGGGACUCCAGGCAGCCGUUCCCGCACUCCCUCUCUGCCCACCCCACCAGCCAGGGAGCCCAAGAAGGUGGCAGUGGUUCGCACACCACCGAAAUCUCCCGCCUCUGCCAAGAGCCGCAUCCAGCCGUCAGCCGCACCCAUGCCCGAUCUGAAAAACGUGAAGUCCAAAAUCGGCUCGACCGAAAACCUGAAGCACCAGCCCGGAGGUGGCAAGGUGCAGAUUAUUAAUAAGAAGCUGGACUUUAGCAGCGUUCAAUCCAAGUGUGGCUCAAAGGAUAAUAUCAAACACAUCCCGGGAGGAGGCAGUGUUCAAAUCGUUUACAAGCCGGUCGACCUGAGCCAUGUGACAUCCAAAUGUGGUUCCCUGGGCAACAUCCAUCACAAACCAGGCGGUGGCCAGGUGGAGGUGAAAUCUGAGAAACUGGACUUCAAAGAUAAGGUGCAAUCGAAAAUCGGGUCCUUAGAUAACAUCAGCCACGUCCCCGGAGGAGGAAAUAAAAAG